AUGGGUAACGAUCUUUCAAAGACAUUAAGAGAUAAAAAAUAUAGAGUUAUACGUAAUGAAGACACCGACGUUAAUAAUGAGCAUGAAAUGACUGGCCGUAAAUAUACAGUAGCGAGCACCAAUUUUCCAGUAGCUGAUUAUAAUUUAGAUAAGGAAUAUAGUCGCCAUGAAUACUUCUUAAAAGUCUGGGGCUCAAACUUUUCUUCUCCAAUCGAACCUAUUUUAAAACAUGGUGAUGCCAAAGUCCUUGAUGCAAAAAAAUAUCCUCUUUCAUACUUUACUGGGAUCGAUAUUAUGGAUCCAAAAGAUAUUGCUAUUUCAAAUGUCAGCUUUACACAAGGUGAUGUCUUAGAAGGACUGCAAUAUCCAGAUUGUUCAUUUGAUUAUAUUCAUUUUGGAGAGCUGUUAUGGUCUAUUACAUCAAAAGAUGCAUCUAAUAAAUUAUUUCCAGAAUUGCUACGAAUAUUAAAACCUGGUGGAUGGAUUGAGAGUAUGGAAACUGACAUUAACUUCAUAGAUGUUGGUCCUAACACUAAAUUCCUCUUUGACACAUUGUUUAAUCAUAUUCGAAAUAAUGGCAUUUGUCCCGAAGAAUUUUACAAAAGUACAACGAAAUUAUUUAAAGAUAAUAAUCUUGAAUACCAAGUCGAAGAAAGAAUAAUAUAUUUUGUUGAUUCUGAUUCAGUGUUAUCAGUUAUGAAAUUUGGUUGGUGA
Messenger RNA from Dentiscutata erythropus, 714 nucleotides. Lineage: Eukaryota; Fungi; Glomeromycota; Glomeromycetes; Diversisporales; Gigasporaceae. The record is from the annotation of a GenBank genome assembly.